Juglans regia (Persian walnut) is the source of this 702-nucleotide messenger RNA. RefSeq names its product 1-acyl-sn-glycerol-3-phosphate acyltransferase 3-like. Bases 32 to 532 code for a protein of 166 amino acids. The record is from RefSeq and is a predicted model, not a curated record. Lineage: Eukaryota; Viridiplantae; Streptophyta; Magnoliopsida; Fagales; Juglandaceae. Gene Ontology annotation, cellular component: endomembrane system. The transcript has 5 exons. Gene Ontology annotation, molecular function: 1-acylglycerol-3-phosphate O-acyltransferase activity.
AACUAAGGGUUUUGUUUCAGCUGUAACGCAUAUGCGCUCGUUUGUUCCAGCAAUUUAUGAUUGUACAGUGGCCGUUUCCAAAAACCAGCCUCGACCUACAAUGUUGGGAAUAUGUAGAAGACAAUCUUCUGUGAUGAAGGUGCAAAUCAGGAGACAUCAAAUGCAGGAGUUGCCAGAAACAGCUGAUGGCAUUGGACAAUGGUGUAAAGAUAUAUUUGUUACAAAGGAUGCUGUAUUGGAGAGAUACUUUUGUAUGGACUCUUUCAGUGACUUACCUCAGCAAGACAUUGGUCGACCAAAAAAAUCUUUCUUUGUUGUCAUAUCUUGGAUAUGUGUCCUUGUAUAUGGUAUAACCAAAUUCUUUCAGUGGUCUUCUCUCCUAUCCUCAUGGGAAGGCAUUGCAUUUUCAGCCACAUUCUUGGUCCUCGUUACCAUUGUUAUGCAAAUUCUCAUCCAAUCCUCCGAGUCCGAGCAUUCUACCCCUGUCAAUACAGUGACACAAGACCCAAUGGAAGAGCAGCUUCUUCAGUAAUAAUUACUCAAUUAUCUGUAGCUAUUUCAUCUGUGAUCAGAAAACUCUUCUGAUAUCAUCCUUGGAAUUGGUCAAUCUACCUAUUACCCUGUUAUAUGGCUUGGAAAAUGUAGUAUAUAUUCAUAGCUUACAUGUGAGUCUGUUGGGCCUACCUAUAGAGGUUAAAACUC